Molecule: messenger RNA, 201 nt
Organism: Cynara cardunculus var. scolymus (artichoke)
Lineage: Eukaryota; Viridiplantae; Streptophyta; Magnoliopsida; Asterales; Asteraceae
Product: stress-induced protein KIN2-like
Exons: 3
Coding region: 1-201 (66 amino acids)
Source: RefSeq, a predicted model, not a curated record
AUGAACAACACACAGAGCGCCAAUUUCCAAGCUGGUCAGGCUAAAGGCCAAGCAGAGGAAAAAGGAAGCCAGUUGAUGGACCAAGCUAGCAAUGCUGCCCAGUCUGCUAAGGAUUCAAUGCAACAGGCUGGUCAGCAACUACAAGCAAAAGCACAAGAUGCGGCACAGGCAGUGAAGGAUGCAACUGGGAUGAACAAAUGA